AUGCCCAAGCGAGCUCGAUCCGCCAGCACUGCAACUCUCUCGAACGUGGGCACUUACGACGCUCUACUGCCUACUAAACGUCGCGCCUGCAGCACACCGCUUCGAAGCCCGCCAUUGCCCGCCGCCGAUGAACCGCGAGGGUGCGCGCUGCCCCUCACGCUCGACAACCUCACCCAACACACCCGUAGCUGCGAGUCACAGCCAGCACCGAGGGCGAAUUUGAUGACCAUCAUGCCCAUGUCACUACCACCCAUGCCAUCAUCGAACUACUCCGAAUGUGAGCCUGAGAAGAGGGAGAACAAGCCUCAGCGUGUCGACGACAAUGGUUUGAACGGGUGA
Messenger RNA from Pyrenophora tritici-repentis Pt-1C-BFP, 339 nucleotides. RefSeq lists its product as uncharacterized. The record is from RefSeq and is a predicted model, not a curated record. NCBI's taxonomy places the organism in Eukaryota, Fungi, Ascomycota, Dothideomycetes, Pleosporales, Pleosporaceae.